CACCAUGAUCGCAUAGCUGCAUCCUCAGCGCAGUCAGGCCAUGUAGCCACAACUUCAAUUCUCUAGCUCUAAUUUGUAAUAUCCUCAGACCGAUGCCUACAUUCCUUACGCCUAGUCCUCACCACCGCCGCCGCGAUGCGCAUUCCUCUCUUCCGCAUCUGGUACUCGACCACGUACACCACCCUUCUUAUAAUCCUGCUCCUGCUCCUCGCCGUUACGCCCGCCGAUACUAUAUACCAAUCGAUUAAAUCCAAAGAGCUCCAGAAACUGUUUGUCAUCGGAGGCGUCUACCUGUUGACCUGUCUGAUUGUCCUGUUGAUCUACUCGACGCGCAUCUACACAAAUAGGACUGUGCUUGCGGCGAUACCAAAGAGCUAUGUGCCGAUUGAAGAAGGAGAAGUGGGCAAGGGUGUGCGAUGGAUGAUUGUCAAGCACUUCAAGAGAAGCGCGGUCAUUGCAUGGGACAGCAGGCCGAGGGACGUUCGCGGCGAAGUCGACGUGGAUGAAGAGAAGGGUGAGGAAUCACGACCGAAUACUGCAGAGAGCAGGAGAGAGAAGCAUAAGGCGAACAAGAAGAAGGGCCAUCACCACCAUCACCAUGCGCCGGAUGCGACAAUCAUCCCCGUGUCUGCGAGCUCGCCGCCUUGGGGCAAUGUAUCGCAUCCGGGCUGGGCGUCGCCUUCGUCGCCUGAUCUCCCAAACCUCCAGUACUGGGGCGUCAUCUGCGAAUUACCGAACCUCAUCGAAGCGAAAGCCGUCUCCCUCGCGCCGCCAGACCCAGCCCUUGAAGAAAGCGCCCAACAAUAUCCCGACAAUGCGCCGCCUCUCCCAGACGCGCGCAUCGUCACCCUCCUCCAACGCCCGCGCGCAAUGGGUCUCCGCGAAUACCUUGCGCGCCUCGCAGAAUUUGGUCUACUAAACCCACCCGCCCUCGGCGCCACAUUCCUCGCGCAAUACGAAUACGCACGCUUCUCUACCGCAAGUCUAACCGAGACACAAUUCCGCGACACCAUGGCCACCUUCGCAGAAAUCCUAAGCGGCAUGACGGAAGUCGACGAGGGCGUCAUCGAAGAAGCACGCGCCCAAGACAUCGAAUCCGAUACCCGCAGUCUCGCACCCACAGAAUCAAGUUCCGAAACAAGCAGCUCCUCGCACUCCCAACUCCCCUACCGCACACCGCAACUUGAGCGCCAAGCUUCGCUAUCCUCUUUCAACAGCUCCGUCCUGUCCGUUGAUAGCAAUUCCACUCCGCAUUCGCCGCAAACCGUCCGCACCGCUCCGUCACGUCAACAACAGCGCAGUUCCACCGUCUAUGGUACACCGCGUACACCUUCGCAACGCUCGCAUGCGGAUUCGGGGUCGGAGACAGGCUCUGUCAUAGUCCGUGAAAGACCGCGCAGAAGUCCCAGUACCUUGCUACCCAAUUCGAGCGAGAGUUCGCUGGGCAGUGGAGGGAGUGUGAUUCGCUUGCAUCCUAACCCUAGUGAGGGGGAUCUGCCGUACGAAUAUACUAUUGAUGCUGGGUGAAGAGUAGGGGAUGCGUGCUUGGAAGCAUGAUGAUAUUAUACACAGACCUGGGAGAAUUGAGUCAGAUCUGCAACACAACGGGGAUCGAGUGCAGGGCCAGAGACGAGAAGACGCGCCCACGUGAAGAGGGAGAGGGAGAAGGCUAAGACCAGCGCCAGACGGACUUCUGGGUCAAGAUGAAGACAGAGCAGGAGUAGCAUUUUGUGUGAAAGCAGUGUUGGCAGUGAGGCUCCAAGAACAGACACAAAACUUACUGCAGACAUCAGUCCGAAUGAGCAAUGACGAAGAUAGAAGGAUAGUCGACGAUUUUUGUACAUAUCAUUCACAGUAAAUAACACUUUACCCUUCGUACCAUCAUGUAAUCAAACAUACAUU
Molecule: messenger RNA, 1902 nt
Organism: Alternaria rosae
Lineage: Eukaryota; Fungi; Ascomycota; Dothideomycetes; Pleosporales; Pleosporaceae
Exons: 1
Coding region: 136-1527 (463 amino acids)
Source: RefSeq, a predicted model, not a curated record